Varanus komodoensis (Komodo dragon) is the source of this 1593-nucleotide messenger RNA. RefSeq names its product vomeronasal type-2 receptor 26-like. The transcript has 4 exons. The record is from RefSeq and is a predicted model, not a curated record. Gene Ontology annotation, biological process: G protein-coupled receptor signaling pathway. Gene Ontology annotation, molecular function: G protein-coupled receptor activity. Gene Ontology annotation, cellular component: membrane. The coding region runs from base 1 to 1593 and encodes 530 amino acids. Lineage: Eukaryota; Metazoa; Chordata; Lepidosauria; Squamata; Varanidae.
AUGGAGGUGAGCAGAGCAGCCAUGCAGAACAGCUGGACAAAGAGGAGACACAUCCUGACACGGCUGCUCCUGCUGCUCUUACUGCCGCACCGUGUUGUUUCCAGACUUCAGCAGAAAAGGUGUUGCUGGGAUUUGUAUCUGAAAGGAGCAUCCAACUAUUAUCGGCCAGGAGAUUACCUUAUCAGUGGGCUUCUGUCUUCACAAUAUUUUGAGCAUCAGCAGCCCUAUGACUUCUAUGAGUCCCCCUUCAACCGAGUUGAGAGUUUGCUACUUGUGAGGUACUGGCGCAUGUUGUCCUUCUUAUUUUCCAUCCAUGAGAUCAACCAGAACCCCAGGCUCUUAUCCAACAUCAGCCUGGGCUACGACAUCUAUGAGAGCCAUUUUGAUGGAAGAACAACUUCCUAUGCCAUGCUAGGCCUUCCUGCUGGUGGGGGAAGCCACAUUCCCAACUUUAUCUGUGGGAAGAGGAAGAACCUGCUGGCCAUUCUCGAAGGAACUGAAUUGGAUGUUUCCACCCUUAUUUCAGCCAUGUCAGGCAUCUACAAGAUUCCUCAGGUGGUGCCUCCUUCCAGGUGUGUGGCAAGCUGUCAGCCAGGAUACACCAAGGAGGUUCAGGAAGGGAAGUCACCCUGCUGCUAUGCAUGCGCUCCAUGUGCAGAAGGGACCAUCUCUACUCAGGAAGAUGCAGAGCAUUGCAAAAGGUGUCCAGCAGAUCAGCACCCAAACAAAGGCCAAGAUCUAUGCAUCCCCAGGGAGAUAACCUUCCUCUCCUAUGAAGAACCUUUGGGUAUCCUUCUGACUUUUUUUGCCCUCAUCUCUUCUUUGACCACAGGGUUUGUGUUAGGAAUCUUCAUCAAAUUCCUAGAAACUCCAAUAGUCAAGGUCAACAAUCAGGACCUCUCCUAUGUCCUCCUGGUUUCCCUCCUACUUUCCUUCCUGUCCUCCCUCCUUUUCAUUGGGCAGCCAAGCAAAGCAACUUGCCUGCUGCGACAAACAGCCUUCAGCAUCAUCUUCUCAGUGGCUGUGUCUUCUGUGCUGGCCAAGACUAUCACUGUGGUGCUGGCCUUCCUGGCCACCAAGCCUGGGAAUAGAGUGAAGAGAUGGCUGGGGAAAAGUUUUGCACGCUCCAUUGUAAUUUCCUGUUCCAGUGUACAGGUGGCUAUCUGCUUCAUCUGGCUGGGUAUGGCUCCACCUUUCCCUGAUGCUGACAAGCAUACCUUGCCUGAAGAGAUAAUUCUGCAAUGCAGUGAAGGUUCUGUGACCAUGUUUUACACAGCCAUUGGCUACAUGGGCUUACUGGCUGCCAUCUGCUUCACAGUGGCUUUCCUUGCCAGGAAACUUCCAGGGGCCUUCAACGAAGCCAAGCUGAUCACCUUCAGCAUGCUGGUCUUCUUCAGUGUCUGGGUGUCCUUCGUGCCCUCCUACCUGAGCACCAAGGGGAAGUACAUGGUAUCAGUGCAGGUCUUCUCCAUCCUGGCCUCCAGUGCUGGGUUACUUGGCUGCAUUUUCUUUCCCAAGUGCUACAUUAUUGUCCUGAGGCCUGAUCUGAAUACAAAGCAGCAUCUCACAAUCAAAACUAAAGAUGGCACUUGA